GGUGCUGGUGGAGCGCCUGCACAGAUACGGACACAGGAUGGGCUCUGAGUUCUCCCCGUCUGUCCGGGCCUGCUUGCCACUGUGCGCCUUAGUGCUGGAGACUGCGUUCGUUCUCAUCUUCUGCUUUUUCACCUCCUACAAUGAUUCUGCAAAUAAUCAGACGCUCACGCAGAACUCUCAAGUCUUCCAGGAUAUUACCAUCAUGGCGGCCCUUGGCUUGGGCUUCCUCACCUCGUCUUUUCCAAAAAAUAGCUGGAGCAGUGUGGCCUUCAACCUCUUCAUCCUGGCCAUCGGGGUGCAAUGGGCAGUCCUGCUGGAUGGCUUCCUGAACAAAUUCUCAAGUGGGAAGAUAGUCAUCGAACUGUCCAGUAUUCAACUGGCCACCAUGAGUGCCAUGUCCGUGCUGAUAUCAGUGGGCGCUGUCCUGGGGAAGACCAACUUGCUGCAGCUGAUGAUGAUGGCGCUGGUAGAGGUGACAGCCUUCAGUGUCAUGAUGAUGGUCAGUGAUCGAGUCUUCAAUGUGGACAACCACACGAGCAUGAUGCACAUCCACGUGUUUGCAGCCUAUUUUGGGCUGGCUGUGGCCUGGUGCCUCUCAAGUUCUCAGCCCAAGGAAAAGCAGAGGGAAGUUAAGACUGCAAAGGGCCCUGAUUUGUUCGCCAUGCUGGGCACUCUCUUCUUGUGGAUUUUCUGGCCAAAUUUCAACUCUGCUCUGCUGUCCAUUGAAAACAAAAGAAAAGCCGUGUUCAACACCUACUACGCCCUCGCGGUCAGUUCCGUCACAGCCACCUCGGUGUCGGCCGCGGCUCACCCCGAAGGGAAGAUCAGCAUGACUCAUAUCCACAGUGCUGUGCUGGCGGGAGGCGUGGCUGUGGGUGCCUCAUGUCACCUGAUCUCUUCUCCUUGGCCCGCCAUGCUGGUGGGCCUUCUGGCUGGGCUGAUCUCUGUUGGGGGAGCCAAGUGCCUGCCGGUGGGUUUUCACCGUAUGCUGAUGGUUCACUAUGCCUUUGGCCUGCCGGGUUUGCUUGGAGAGAUCACCUACAUUACGUUGAUGGCGCUUCAGGCCUCCCAGAACCAGGAUACCACGAACUGCUACCAGAUUUUCCUCAACAUGGGGAUACUCAGCUUCGUCAUGAUUAUGAGUCUGGCAUCUGGUUUCCUGACAGGUAGUAUUCUGAGGCUCCAAAUAUGGAAAGCACCCGGUGUGAAUAAAUAUUAUUAUGACCAAGAUUUCUGGAAGUUUCCUCAUUUGGCUGACGAAUUUUAAGCCUUAAUCACCCAAGGAAAACAAGUCCUGU
Molecule: messenger RNA, 1298 nt
Organism: Trichechus manatus latirostris (Florida manatee)
Lineage: Eukaryota; Metazoa; Chordata; Mammalia; Sirenia; Trichechidae
Product: RH-like protein
Exons: 10
Coding region: 38-1267 (409 amino acids)
Biological process (GO): ammonium homeostasis; ammonium transmembrane transport
Cellular component (GO): plasma membrane
Molecular function (GO): ammonium channel activity
Source: RefSeq, a predicted model, not a curated record